Messenger RNA from Frankliniella occidentalis (western flower thrips), 4460 nucleotides. It is a transcript of the gene sfl, whose product is annotated as bifunctional heparan sulfate N-deacetylase/N-sulfotransferase. NCBI's taxonomy places the organism in Eukaryota, Metazoa, Arthropoda, Insecta, Thysanoptera, Thripidae. Bases 432 to 3170 code for a protein of 912 amino acids. The transcript has 15 exons. The record is from RefSeq and is a predicted model, not a curated record. Gene Ontology annotation, cellular component: Golgi apparatus. Gene Ontology annotation, molecular function: heparan sulfate N-sulfotransferase activity; deacetylase activity.
AAACGAUUUGUGAUUUUCUGUAUUUCUGCCAUCAGGUGCUGAGGCAAACUUCAACAACCCUGGCAUAGGAGGGUUGAUUUUGUGUGCCAUGCCUUGCUGUUCAAUUCAGCAUUAUUUGCUCCGAGCAAUUCCAAGACAUCAUGCUUCCGCCACAAUUGGUCAGCACACAGAGGAAGCACACCAAAUGGCGUCAAGAUGCCAAGAUAGACAGAUAGAAACAUUUUUUGUCUGACUUUAAAAUAGUGUUAAGUGUCCAGUUGCAUCAGUCUUGUGCCACCUUUCAGAUUUUACUUCUCUCCUAUUGUAGUGAUGUGACGUGUAGUUCUGUGCCAUAAUAAGUGUCAUAUUCAUAUGAAAAACUUUUCGUGUAACUGUGUUAAUGUGCAAGACAAUAACUUUUUCUCAUAUUGAGAAAUAUAGACGGUAGGAUAAUGAAGAUGCUUUCACCAGAGGGUCGAAAGAAGUGGGGUGGAUCUGUGAUCAGAGUAGGAGGAAGCAACGAGUCUGCUUUGCUAUUGCCUGGAACACCACUGGGCUCAAGUAAUUCAACAUCUCUUCGACACUCAUCUUGCUUGGCUUGUCUUGCAAGACCAAUUACUGUCAAGCGAUGUGUUGCAGCAUUAGUCCUCCUCUCAACAUUAUCCAUUCUUUUCUACACCCAUUACCUUGGCAACCACCCAUUUUCAAGCCUUAUUAGACGUGAUACUAGACCAGAGCCUGCUAUACGCUGUUCGCUCUCUGGAGGCCCAUCACGCAAUGCAGCUGCUGCUCAUGAUCAUCGUUCAGCAGCUCGGCUUAGAAUAGAUGCCAAAGUCUUAGUAUUUGUUGAAACAACAUACUCUCGCUUGGGUCGAGAGAUUGCUGAGCUGCUUGUGUAUAACCGAAUAAAGUACAAAGUUGAAGUUGCUGGUAAAUCCCUUCCUAUUCUGACCAAUUCAGAUAAAGGGAAAUAUGGUGUUAUUGUUUUUGAAAACAUCAACAAAUAUUUAAAUAUGGAUAAGUGGAACAGAGAACUCCUAGACAAGUAUUGUAGAGAAUACAAAUACAGUGUUGGUGUUGUAGCAUUUCAACCUUCAUCUGAAGAAACACUUGUAGGUGCUCAACUCAAAGGAUUUCCAUUGUAUAUUCAUACAAAUUUACGACUGAAGGAUGCCGUAUUAAAUGCUGCAUCUCCAAUAUUGAGGUUAACUCGAGCUGGAGAAAGUGCAUGGGGCCAACUGCCUGAUGAUUGGACGGUCUUUCACCCGAACCACUCAACUUAUGAACCAUUGGCUUGGGCAGUGAGAGAUACACCUGGUGGGCUAGAUAAAACACCACUUCCUACCAUAGUGCAGGACCAUGGACAAAUUGAUGGAAUUCAAAGAGUUUUGUUUGGAAGUGGUUUGAAAUUCUGGCUCCACAAGCUUCUUUUCCUUGACUCUUUAUCCUAUUUAUCGCAUGGCCAACUAAGCGUAAGCCUGCAACGUUUCCUUCUUGUGGAUAUUGAUGACAUAUUUGUUGGAGAGCGGGGUACGAGGUUAAAGCAAGAUGAUGUACAAGCACUACUUGCUGCCCAGACACGUAUUCAAAAGAUGGUCCCUGGAUUUAGGUUUAAUUUAGGUUUCUCUGGAAAAUAUUUUCAUCAUGGCACUCCAGAGGAAAACCUUGGAGAUGAUACAUUACUAGAGAAUGUAGGUAAAUUCAGUUGGUUUAGUCAUAUGUGGAAUCACCAGCAACCACAUCUCUAUGAUAAUGGAACACAGUUAUCUAUGGACAUGAUGCUAAAUAAGAAUUUUGCUAAGGAGCAUGGAAUACCGACAGAUUCAGGUUACUCUGUGUCCCCCCAUCACUCUGGUGUCUACCCCGUUCAUGAGCCUCUUUAUGCAGCUUGGAAAAAAGUGUGGAAUGUGAGGGUGACUUCAACUGAAGAAUACCCACAUUUGCGCCCUGCUCGUCUUCGAAGAGGUUUCAUUCAUCGCAACAUUAUGGUACUACCUAGGCAAACUUGUGGUCUUUUCACCCAUACAAUUUUCAUAGAAAGAUAUCCAGGAGGGAGAGUGAAAUUAGAUGAGUCCAUACAAGGUGGAGAACUAUUUCAAACGAUUGUCUACAACCCUAUGAACAUUUUUAUGACUCACAUGUCUAAUUACGGAAAUGAUCGCUUAGCAUUGUACACGUUUGAAUCUGUCAUCAAAUUUGUACAAUGCUGGACAAAUUUGCAGUUGAUUUCUGUCCCUCCCCUUCAGCUUGCUGAGAAAUACUUUCAAAUGUAUCCAGAAGAAGCAGAUCCUGUGUGGGGCAAUCCAUGUGAUGAUUUGAGACAUGAAAAAAUUUGGUCUCGCAACAAAACAUGUGAACAGCUGCCCCGGUUUCUUGUUAUUGGACCUCAAAAAACGGGCACCACCGCUCUUUACACAUUUUUAUCAAUGCACCCUGAAGUGUCCUCUAAUUUUCCAAGUCAAGAUACAUUUGAAGAAAUUCAGUUUUUCAAUGGCAAAAAUUAUUACAGAGGCCUUGAUUGGUAUAUGGGUUUUUUCCCCAUUCCUACAAAUUCCACAUCACGGUUCUUAUUUGAAAAGAGUGCCACAUACUUUGAUGGUGAACUUGUUCCACGUAGAGCUCAUGCACUUCUACCUCAUGCCAAGCUUGUGACCAUUUUAAUAUCUCCUGCUCGACGAGCCUAUUCUUGGUACCAGCAUAUGCGAGCACAUGGAGAUGAGAUUGCUUUGAACUAUUCGUUCCAUCAAGUCAUCACUGCAACAGAUACUGCCCCUAAAACGCUAAGAGAGUUGAGAAAUAGGUGUCUUAAUCCUGGAAAAUAUUCUCAACACUUAGAUAGAUGGCUGUCCUACUACCCAUCUCAACAGUUGCAUAUAAUUGAUGGUGAACAACUAAGAAAUAAUCCAGUUGAAGUUAUGAAUGAGCUGCAGCGAUUUUUGAAAUUAUCUCCACCAUUUGAUUUUUCAAAGCAUCUUAGAUACGAUCCAAAGAAAGGAUUCUAUUGUCAAGUAGUAAGUGCUGACCAUAACAAGUGCUUGGGGCGCAGUAAAGGGCGUCAAUACCCUCCAAUGGAAGAACGUUCUUACAAGCUUCUUCAGCGUUAUUAUUUGUCGCACAACACUGCAUUAGCCAAACUUUUGAAAAACCAUGUUAUACCUCAAUGGCUGAAGGAAGAUCUCAGUGUUUUGUGAACAAACAUCUUCAUAAAGGAAACUGCUUAAACUGCAGUCUCUUGGUGGAUAUCUACUGUCUGCCUCAAUUUGGAUUUGAAUCAACAUCUUCUCCAUGAAAGAGGCUGUUUGGUGCUAAUAAGUCAAUUGUAAGUCAGUGCAUGCCUCUGGCAACCACAAAUUGUGUCCAGAAUGUUCUUUGUACUCCAUGAAAGUGCUACUUUCAGUAAGAAUAAUUAUUUAUCAUCUGGAAGAUGAAGUGUAUGUAAAUGUUUCACAAUAAUGUACAGAUUAUAUUUAUACAGAUGUUAUCACCAUGCCAUUUGUGUUUUGUCGUGACUUUAUAAAUUAGUAAUAUAGUUAGUUAGGCAUGAAAUGAAGAUUUAAGACUUUUUGUGGAACAAAAAUAUGCUGCUUUAUUGUACCUAAAUUGUGUUCCCAGUGUUGAUACUGAUUCCUGAUUUUGUUAAAUUGUUGAACUGUUAUUGAGUAGAUUAAAUUUUUCCUCUUGAAACUCCUUGUGUGGCAGGGAUUUGUAUCCAUGCAAACAGGCAGCAGAAAUGGACUCCUUGCACAAAAGCUAUCAUGUAUAAUGCAAAAAAAUGUUCUGUUUUCAGGAAGAAUUUGUUAAAUUUUCAGGCUUAUUUAUUGAUAUUACAACAGUCCAAAAUUGCAGGAUUUCUGGUCUUGGACUCUCUAUGUAUAAGUUGUUGCCUCUGUAGUAUGUUACUAAUGUAGUACUAUCAUGAAUUACUUGUCUGUGAUAUUCUGGUUGGUGACAAUGUGCAAGUCACUUACUUAGUUUAGUUAAUUAAUGUCUAUGACUGGAUCACCACCAGUUAGUCCACUCAUUUAUCUUCUUUCAUUUUUAUACCAUUAAUAGGAAAUAAUUCCCAACAAAUUAAGUUUUUGUCUUCUACCUGCAGAGUUUUAAAUAUGAUUGUAUCUCAGGGUAUUGCGCUAAUUGAAUCACUUGUGUUCAAUGAAUCUCUUAAAUGUGUAGUAAACAACUUUUUGUAAAUUGUAAUUGAUGUCAUAGUAUAUCUUUUUAAGAACUCAGUUUGACUACACCCUAAUGUGGUUUCAACAUAUCAUCUGCAUGUGUUCCAUAUUUCAUCAACUAAUGUCGGUUAUCAUUGUAGGUUGUUUCACAUUACCAACUUUUUGAAUUGGAAUUUUAUUGAAAUUUUAAGUUAUAACAAUUGGCACAAAGAUGUCCUUGUUUGUCAUACCAACAAUCAAAUAUGUUGAAAUAUUCAUGAUUUCUGAGUCAUUGAAACACCUCAAAAAAAUAAACAGAUAAAGACAUUA